Molecule: messenger RNA, 1882 nt
Organism: Magallana angulata
Lineage: Eukaryota; Metazoa; Mollusca; Bivalvia; Ostreida; Ostreidae
Product: adhesion G protein-coupled receptor F5-like
Exons: 14
Coding region: 10-1275 (421 amino acids)
Biological process (GO): cell surface receptor signaling pathway; adenylate cyclase-activating G protein-coupled receptor signaling pathway
Cellular component (GO): membrane
Molecular function (GO): G protein-coupled receptor activity
Source: RefSeq, a predicted model, not a curated record
AAAGAAUUGAUGAGUUGCAAAGAUGAACAAAUAUAUGGAAUAUUAUGGAAUACUACCAUGGCGGGAAUAACUUUAAAAGAGCCGUGUCCUAAAUAUCAAAAAGGUGUAGCAACAAGAUUUUGUGAUGAACAUGGAGAAUGGGAACCUCCUAACUUUAUCAACUGCACCAACGAAGCUUUGGUGAAUGCAUCGUCACUUUUGGACAGUAUCAUCGCAAAUGAAACACGGGGUCAAAUCCAGGAGACGGUUAACAAUACUCUACGACUGAUGAAGAACCUGACAUCGUCAAGAAAUGGAAUCGGUGCUGGUGAUCUGAGUUCGUCUCUAGGCGUUUUAGAGAAGAUUGUAACAGUGACCAACGCUACAGGAUUUCCUAUCGAAAAAGAGGUAUUUUACGCUGUUAUUGAUAACAUUUUAUCGCCCAAUAACUCAAACGCUUGGACUACUGUAAGCAAAGAGACAGAAAAAGACCCCAGCUUUCUCCUAAAAAAUAUGGACCGUUUCAGCAAGAUUACACUCCGAAACGACAAUAUUACAACGACUAAAUUUAACGGAUCUAAUUUUGAGCUUGUUAUCAACCGGGCAAAAAUCGAUGAAACGGGAAUACGUUUUCCGGAUGAACAAUCAAACAACGUUUUUCUAAACUCCGAAGAAAAUCCUACCUUUCUUAAAUUAAAAAAACAAGCAUCAAACGCUACAAAAGCGAUCAACUAUGUUGCUGUUCUAUAUAAAACAAUGUCAGACAUUCUGGGAUCUGAUUCUAAAAGAUUUAUAAGGAGUGACAAAAACGUCAUGAUGCUGAAUAUCUGUGGAUCGUUAAUACUGUCGUAUACAAUAUUUAUAUCGUCAGUGGAACAGACAUCGAAUGAGGUUGCUUGCGUCGCGAUAACGGCCAUUAUCCACUACCUUUUCUUAGUGACCUUCUUCAGUAUGCUUGGAUUAGGUGUAUAUUACUUCAUGAGUAUUACAGUGACUUACUAUGCCCUGUAUGUUGCAAACAACUUCCAGUCUAAAUCAAGGGUUCGUUGGUUUCUGGGUGGAAUCUGGGGUAUACCGGUCAUUAUUACUGCAACAAAUCUUGGAGCGUUUUGGGGUAAAGGAUACCACCUAAAGUCGUACUGCUGGUUGUCCAUCGAAAGUGGCUCUCUCUAUUUGUUUAUCAUUCCAGUCUGUCUGAUUAGUUUGAUCAACAUUCUUAUAAUUGUUUCACUUUUGAGGGUGUUGUUUGCUUCAAGCAUAGUGGCAAGGUCUUCACUGCAGAGGAAAGCGUCGUGAGUCAAAUCAAGAAAAAUCUUGAUAUUCAUAUAAUUUGGUUUACUAGCAGUGUAGAAAAAAAAAUUGUUUUAUUAGUACCUAUGUCCCAUCAUAAUCCGACAAUUGAAUAUCAAACAUAAAGUUUAACAUAAUAAAAUAAUACUAGUUUUCACAAACAUAUCGCAUGUAUCCACAAAACAUACAAAAUACUGGUACAUAGUUUUUUUCUUCUUACCAACAAACUCACUAACAUACAUGCAUAACAAAACAUGGAAUCGUACAUGUUAUAUUUGUAAAACGUUCUGAUAAAACAAUAUUUUCAAUAAUUACUAGAUCCGGUCUGCGGUCACUUGGAACACUUCUGCCAGUUCUAGGAGUGACUUGGCUGUUCGGAAUCCUGGCAGUUAACGAAAAUGCAGUUGUGUUUCAGUAUCUAUUUGUCAUUGCAAAUUCAUUCCAGGGGUUCUUCAUUUUUGUUUCACACGUUUUGUUGGACAAAAAGGUGAGGCAAGGCAUAGGGAAUAGAUACCCGAGUUUGAGUACAAUAUUCAGUUUCGCUGAGCGAGGGACAAAAGAAACUACUAUAAGUUCACCAAGCCCGUCGACAUCUAAAUCAAAUGAACCAAAG